This is a messenger RNA of Pelobates fuscus (common spadefoot toad), 906 nucleotides long. RefSeq names its product eukaryotic translation initiation factor 6 (gene EIF6). Gene Ontology annotation, molecular function: ribosomal large subunit binding. Gene Ontology annotation, biological process: maturation of LSU-rRNA; maturation of 5.8S rRNA; cytosolic ribosome assembly. Lineage: Eukaryota; Metazoa; Chordata; Amphibia; Anura; Pelobatidae. Gene Ontology annotation, cellular component: preribosome, large subunit precursor; cytosol; nucleolus. The record is from RefSeq and is a predicted model, not a curated record.
CCACGUGUUUGGUCAGAGUAAGCGGUGGGUUGCAGUUAGUUGGCCCAGGAACCUGUAAACUCAUUAUCAUCAGAGUUGUGAGUGAGAACACUACUACUGUAAAGACAAAAUCAUGUCUGACCGGGCUUCCUUUGAAAAUAACGAAAUUGGAGGUUUCGCCAAGAUUACCAACACAUAUUGCCUAGUAGCCAUUGGAAAGGGGGGGGAGGGGAGGGGGAGUGCAGAAAACUUUAACAGUGUGUUUGAAGGUGAACUUUCUGAAACCAUACAACCAGUAGUCCAUGCCUCGACUGACGGGUGCAGAAUUAUUGGGAGGAUGUGUGUUGGUAACCGCAUUGGUAACCGCCUGUUAAUUCCUAAUAAUACAACUAAUCAAGGCACUGAUCUAGCUGCCUUAGGAAAUGUCAUAGAGUGCAACGACUACGUCGCCCUCGUUCACCCAGAUCUCGACAGGGAAAAAGAAGAGAUCUUGGCAGAUGUCCUUAAAGUGGAAGUAUUUAGACAAACAGUAGCUGAUCGGGUUCUCGUUGGAAGUUACUGCAAUCAAGGUGGUUUAGUACAUCCCAAGACCUCUAUUGAAGAUCAGGAUGAGUAAUUUUCUCUUCUACGAGUUCCCUUAGUGGCUGGAACAGUAAACCGUGGCAGUAAAGUGAUUACAGCAGGAAUGGUUGUUAAUGAUUGGUGUCCUUUUUGUGGCCUGGAUACAACAAGCACAGAACUCUUAAUAGAAAGUGUGUUCAAACUAAAUGAUGCACAGCCUAGUACCAUUGCUACAAACAUGAGAGAUUCUCUUAUUGACAGCUUAACAUAAAAAGUCAGUAACAGGAGACAAUUGCAAACUGGUGCAUCUUUAUAGCUGAAAUGAACAUCUUCGGAAAUAAAUGGCUCCUUUUAUCAAAACUGUAC